UUUCCUUUUCAUGUUUGAUGUUUCCACCAUGAAUCAUCAAGGACGUCACUAUUUCAUACGGCUUGACACGUCAGAGAAGAUUAUUUCUUGUCGCGACAUUUUGGGCUAUUUGGCGUUGUUUUGAUUUUCGUCUUUGUUUAAUCGGAAAGAACGAUCCACGUGACAAUUUAAUAAAACAUUAAAUUAGUAUAUUCCGCUUCGAUUCCUGUUUAGAGAAUGAUACCUACAACGUGCAUCAACUUAAGUGACCAGCAUUCAAUAGCUUUACCCACGAUUGGUCUUGGUACAUACUCAAUACUUGGCGGCGAUGGCAAGGAAGCGAUCAGAACAGCAAUCGACGUGGGCUAUCGUAUGUUUGAUACGGCGGUUGCGUAUGGAAAUGAAGCGAUCGUUGGUGAAGCAAUACGCGAAAAAAUACGUGAAUGUAACAAUCUGACCCGAGAUGAUUUUUUUAUCAUCUCGAAACUUUCGGGAUCGUAUCAUCGCAAGGAUCUGGUUGAAAAGUGUUGCAGAAUGACCUUGGAUCGUUUGGGUAUGGAUUAUGUAGAUCUUUACCUGAUGCACACACCUGUUGCCUUGCAGUCUGAAAAGAAAUGUGCGAGAAAUGGAACGAAACCAAAUGCCAUCGACGAUAGUAUUGCUCCUACAGAAGCGUGGAUAGGAUUGGAGCAAUGUUACCAAGAAGGACUAUGCCGUUCCAUAGGUGUAUCUAAUUUCAACGAGCAUCAAAUAAAUGCUCUACUCUCAGACGCAUCCAUAGUUCCAGCGGUGAAUCAGAUUGAAUGCUCGAUCGGAUUCAAUCAAAGGCCGAUGCGCAAAUUUUGUCAACAGCAAAACAUUCUAGUGAUGGGCUAUACACCAUUAGGAAAGCAGAAAUUACCAUUCCUACAGAAUAAUCGUUUAAAAGAAAUUGCUCUUUCCGUUGAUAAAACUACGGCGCAAGUUAGUUUGAGAUAUCUGCUGUGCUUUUCAUUCCAGAUAGAUGAAGGUGUUGUUCCGAUCGUAAAAUCAACUGAUCGUAAACGGCAGCAAGAAAAUUUGGACAUUUUUGAUUUCAAGCUCACCAAACAACAGCUGGAAGAAUUAGAUGCCAUCGGAGGGGAUCAGCGUGCAUGCAAAAUGGAUUUUUUAGCAGGAGCUAAGCAUUUUCCUUUUACAGACUGUUAAAUUUUCUUACUGCUGUUGUUGUAUUUUAAUACGGGUUUGGCCGCUUGGAUGUUUAGCAGUGAGAAUGGAAAAUAUUGUUUCUAAUCUGUUUCUCAUCGUACCAAGAGUUGUAGGGCAAUAAAACGGGAAUGAUCGUAGACAGUAAGGUAAAGAUCAUCCAAAAGAAACUUAA
Molecule: messenger RNA, 1339 nt
Organism: Anopheles arabiensis
Lineage: Eukaryota; Metazoa; Arthropoda; Insecta; Diptera; Culicidae
Product: aldo-keto reductase family 1 member B7-like
Exons: 2
Coding region: 217-1167 (316 amino acids)
Molecular function (GO): oxidoreductase activity
Source: RefSeq, a predicted model, not a curated record